Molecule: messenger RNA, 2417 nt
Organism: Cajanus cajan (pigeon pea)
Lineage: Eukaryota; Viridiplantae; Streptophyta; Magnoliopsida; Fabales; Fabaceae
Product: Protein kinase superfamily protein
Biological process (GO): protein phosphorylation
Molecular function (GO): ATP binding; protein kinase activity
Source: RefSeq, a predicted model, not a curated record
CAUUCGCUGUGUUUUCAAGAACAGAAACGUGACCUCUACGUUAAUUUUGUACUACAUUUCAUAUUUUCAUACAUGUAUCAAAAAAGAUGAAAUAAAAAAGGUGAUUAAGAAAUUAUAAAAAUGAGCGUAAGAUUGUUCCAAGAAGCGGGUCCCCACUUACCCUUUUUCUCUUACAACAAUACUACUUUCCAGAGAGAGAAAGAUACACAGCCUCCAAGACAUCACCCCCAUUUAAUUUUAAUAAAGGAUGAAACGGUUCCACAUUUUUGCAAUCCCAUCACAUUAAGAAGAAAAAAAAGAAGAAGAAAAAAAGUUACUUGCUUGCAACACUGAGAAAGAAGACAUUUUUAUCCGAUGCAUCCCAUCUCGUAAUCUUUUAUUUAUGUUAAUCGCCAUCCUCGAGCGAGCACCCCUCGAUUCAUUCAUUAACGCAAUCCAAAAAGGCAGAAACUUGAAUCAAUGGGGUACCUGUACCUCUCGUGCAGAGCCGAAUCCGCAGUCUCAACCUCGAAUUCGGUGAAGGAGAAAGAGAAAGAGAAGAACAUAAAGAUCCAAGAGUUUGAGUACAGCGACCUUGAAGCGGCGACGAAUGGGUUCUCCGAGCGCAAGCUCCUGGGCAAAGGCAGCCACGGGUACGUGUACAAGGCGGUGGUCCGGGGGCGUCCGGUGGCGGUGAAGCGCCCCUCGCGGCCCCACCAGAUGACGAACGAGGUGGACAACGAGAUCGACAUCUUGUCCAAAAUCCAGAGUCCGAGGUUGGUGAAUUUGGUCGGUUUCACCAGCAACGAUUCUAAAGACAGGCUUUUGGUGGUGGAGUUCAUGAGCAAUGGCACCCUUUACGACGUUCUUCAUUCCUCUCCAAGGCCUCCCAAUUGGGGUAGAAGGAUUCGUCUGGCUCUUCAAACUGCUAAAGCCAUCGACAUUCUUCACUCCUCAACGCCCCCUGUGAUCCACCGUGACAUUAAAUCCGCUAAUGUUUUAAUCGACCGGAGCUACAAUGCUAGGUUAGGUGACUUUGGUUUGGCCCUUAGAGGCCAUGUUGAUGAUUACAAACUCAGGUCCACUCCCCCUGCUGGCACCAUGGGUUACCUUGACCCUUGUUAUGUCACUCCUGAUAAUUUGAGCACCAAGACUGAUGUUUUCAGUUUUGGGAUUUUGCUUUUGGAGAUUAUAAGUGGAAGGAAGGCCAUUGAUAUCACUUAUUCCCCUCCUUCCAUUGUGGAUUGGGCCAUUCCUCUUAUCAAAAAAGGGAAAUUGUUGGGUGUGUAUGACCCCAGGAUAGCACCCCCUAAGGAUCCGCUCGUCAGGAAGCAACUGGCUGUCAUUGCUGCCAAGUGUGUCAGGUCUUGUAGGGAGAGGAGACCCUCCAUGAGUGAUGUUGUCAUUUGGCUUUGUGGCUUGUGUAAGUUGCUGCCUCUUCAUUCUUGGAAUGGCUUCAACAUUAACAACCCUUGCAUGAUGGUUGAGACUGUAGGGCGCCCUGUUGAAGCGCCAAGGACUGCUCAAUUUGGUUUGGAGGGAGGGAACUUUGAUUUCUCCAAGUCUGCAAUGAGGUAUUCUAGGAGGGUCUAUUCUGAUUUGGGGUUUAGUAGCAACUUGAUGGACUUGAUGGCUACUACUGAGGAGCCUGAGUUUCUGAGAGAUGCUGAUGGAGUGCUGCAUAGUUCUAAAUCGGCUGAACAAGUUUCUAGCUCCAGGUUUGGCAGUGGAAGAUAUUCCAUUAGAGGGAGGAAUAGGAAUUUGUACCGGCCUUGUGGGAGUGAGAAAGAUGCUUUUGGCUUGAGUAAAGGCCAGAAUGUUGUUGUAGGUGCUGAGAGUGAGGCUUCGAAACAGGACUUGAGUUCAAUGGCACCUGAGGUUAUCUAGUUAAUUAAUUAAUUGCUAAAACAUUUGAUUGGAGUGAUGUGAUGAUGCCUAGCCUUGUGUAGAUUUGUUGUUACUUGUUAGAAUGAUCUCUUCAUUAAUUUAGUAGGUUUUUGGAUUGAAGGGCACAUUACUGAUGUCCCCUUAACUCUGUUCAAAAGCUUUGCCAAAGGUUUUGUUUCUCCCCCCUCAAAAAUAAAUGCAAAAAAAAAAAAGUCUGAUUGAUGAAGCCGCUGCAGAAAAAUUGUAAAAACUCCACCAUUGCCUGUUUGUAUGUAGCUCAAAUAAAUUUUCAAUGCCAGCUCUGCUGUGGUGGUCCUUUUUGGCAAUUCUGUUACCAGCUUUUGGUUUUUUGAUCUGUCAACUUCUAGCCUUAUUUCAAGUAAGAUUUUGAAUUAUUGUUGCUGUUCUAUUUAUUACCUUAUCAUUCUUUGAUUCCUUCUUCAUCCUUUCAUGGGAUGACCAAGAUCUUUUAGCAGUCUCUAUCUCAUUUAUGUUUUUUAUGCAUUUUUAUCUCAUCUAUGUUUGAACAAGGAGUGGGAAUCCUUUAUUCA